Molecule: messenger RNA, 1696 nt
Organism: Neopelma chrysocephalum (saffron-crested tyrant-manakin)
Lineage: Eukaryota; Metazoa; Chordata; Aves; Passeriformes; Pipridae
Gene: REN
Product: renin
Exons: 10
Coding region: 1-1236 (411 amino acids)
Biological process (GO): angiotensin maturation
Molecular function (GO): aspartic-type endopeptidase activity
Source: RefSeq, a predicted model, not a curated record
AUGCCAGCGGGACACAGCAGGAGGGUGCAGCAGUACCUGCUGCUCUUGGCCCUGACCUGGGGUGCCAGCCUUGCCCCCUCGCCAGCCCAGGCUUUGCAGAGGAUCGCGCUGCGGAGGAUGCCCUCCAUCCGCCAGACGCUGCAGGAGAUGGGGGUGAAGGUGUGGGACGUGUUCCCGGAGCUGCGCCAGGGCAGGCGCCGAGGCGGGGCCGGUCCCAGGAACGGGACGGCUCCCACCCUCCUCACCAACUACCUGGACACCCAGUAUUUCGGCGAGAUCAGCAUCGGGACCCCCGCGCAGACCUUCAAGGUGGUGUUUGACACGGGCUCGGCCAACCUGUGGGUGCCGUCCUACAAGUGCUCCCCCCUCUACAGCGCCUGCGUCUCCCACAGCCGCUACGACUCCUCCAAGUCCCGGACCUACAUCUCCAACGGCACCGGCUUCGCCAUCCGCUACGGCAGCGGCAGCGUCAAGGGCUUCCUGAGCCAGGACAUCGUCAUGGUGUCAGACAUUCCCAUCAUCCAGGUGUUCGCCGAGGCCACGGCGCUUCCCGCCUUCCCCUUCAUCUUCGCCAGGUUCGACGGGGUGCUGGGGAUGGGCUUCCCCAGCCAGGCCAUCGACGGCAUCACCCCCGUCUUCGACAGGAUCCUGUCCCAGCAGAUCCUCAAGGAGGACGUGUUUUCCGUCUACUACAGCCGAGCCUCCAAGAAUGCUCCUCUGAAACCCGGGGGGGAGAUAAUCCUGGGAGGCAGCGACCCAGCCUAUUACACCGGGGACUUCCACUACCUGAACGUCAGCAAGAGCGGCUACUGGCAGAUCAGCAUGAAGGGGGUGUCCGUAGGGGCUGAAAUCCUGUUCUGCAAGGAAGGCUGCUCGGUGGCCGUGGACACGGGGGCCUCCUACAUCACUGGCCCCGCCGGGCCUGUGUCCGUGCUCAUGAAAGCCAUCGGGGCGGCCGAGAUGGCCGAGGGAGAGUACGUGGUGGACUGUGACCAGGUGCCUCAGCUGCCCAACAUCUCCUUCCACCUGGGGGGGAAGGUCUACGCGCUCAGUGGCUCAGCCUACGUCCUCCGGCAAUCCCAGUACGGGGAGGACAUCUGCGUGGUGGCUUUCUCAGGGCUGGACAUCCCACCCCCAGCUGGUCCCCUCUGGAUCCUGGGUGCCAGCUUCAUCGGGCACUACUACACCAAAUUCGACCGGCGCAACAACCGCAUCGGCUUCGCCACGGCCCGCUGAGCCCAGGGGGCUGGGAGAGGAGGGGGGGAACCAGCCUGGAGGCAGGAGAACCACCAGGAAGCAGCGACUGGGAGUGCAAAAGAGAACAGCAGUUCCCUUCCCGCUCAGCCACCUCCUCUCUCUUCACUGAAGCAACUGCAAACCUUCCCUUCUCCCACUCCCAAACCCCCGCGCUGCUUCCCGGGAGCCUCUGCUGCAAAGGGAGGGCUGAGCCCGGAGCACAUCAGCCUGGUGAGUGCUCAGUCUGGGAAUCCAAGCGGGAUCCUGCGGCCGGAGCUGCUCCUCCAGGGACUUUUAGGAUGAUGUGCAACAGCACAACCAGCACGCAGGGGAUCGCUGCUGGCGUGGAGGGGCCCGCAGGCUGAGCAGGGAUCAUCUGUUACCAGUUCCCUGUGAUUCUUUAAUUGGAAGGAAAAUAAUCUGUGUUUAAUGAUAGUUUUAGCUGGUGUUAACCCUACCC